GUUUCCUUCCAGUUCUUUUGUAAGCUGACAUGAAGUAGACAGACCCUCUGAAGUUUUGUGCAUGCUGUGCUUCUUCUCCACCACCCCCCUUGCUGCAACAAGAAAAGCCUUUUCUUUUAACCUGGCUUCCUUUGAAGAAGUGACUCAGGCAGCUUCAUGGCCUCUCAAGAUCCUCAAGGACAAAUAAACAAAAUCUUUCAGGAUUAUCUCCCGGGUUCUCCAGACCUUCCUAGCCAAAAUAAACCUGUUGAACCUACAAAAGCCUGGAAGCAUGCACCACCUCCUCACAGCUUGCCUCCUGGUCUGGAAUACCUGAGCCAGCUGGACCAGAUAAUCAUUCACCAGCAGGUGGAGCUUCUUGAAGUCAUACUUGGUACGGAGACCUGCAGCAAAUACGAGAUAAAAAACCAUUUGGGACAAAGAGUUUACUUUGCAAUGGAAGAAAAUGGUUGCUUUGAUCGUAACUUCUGUUCACCUAUACGGUCUUUCACCAUAAGGAUUACUGAUAACACCGGUCGAGAGGUGAUCACAGUGAAUAGACCCUUGAGAUGUAACAGCUGCUGGUUCCCUUGCUACAUGCAAGAGUUAGAAGUUCAGUCCCCUCCUGGUACAAUAGUCGGCUACGUUGUCCAGAACUGGGACCCUCUGCUGCCUAAAUUCACUAUACUGAAUGAGAGCAAAGAAGAUGUAUUGAAAAUAAUUGGCCCCUAUGCAACAUGCAGCUGUUUUGGAGAUGUAGACUUUGAGGUAAAAACUCUUAAUGAAAUGUCAACAAUUGGCAAGAUUUCCAAAUAUUGGUCUGGGUUUGUAAACAAUGUCUUUACCAAUGCUGCUAACUUUGGGAUCCAGGUUCCUGUAGAGCUUGACGUGAAAAUCAAGGCUAUAAUGAUUGGAGCUUGUUUCCUCAUAGUAAGUACACAAAACCAGAGGGAAAAGCCGUCCCAAGCUAGGUAACGUGGAGCCACAGCACCCACAAUCUAUGGGAAAACUCCAGUCCUACAACAGGAUCCACACGAGUGGACUCUUGGGUAUGUUCAGAUCCUGUUGCGGGAUUGGGAUCCAACCUAAAAUUGUCAGUACCUAAAAGAUUAUUAGCUGGGAAACCUGUAGCUUUAAUGGGUUAUGGGUGUUUUUUUUUAUCAUUUACUGAUAUGGAAUUCUUUAAAAUUUGUGUCAUUUUAUCAUAAAGUUACACCACAUCCAACAUCCUGUCAGUUUAAAUGAUCUUUUGUGACACAGGACAACACAUGAAAAGAUGUGAUCAAAUAUUUUAAUCCUCGCAGAACCUAACAGAACCCUGGAUCAUCUGAGUCAAUGAGAAAAACUGUUGAAUUUGAACUUGUUAUCAUGUCUGUGAACCAAGAGAGAAGAGCAAUUACACUGAUUCUUUAUUGGUGUUUCAAGAUCCUGGGCCUGAUUUGCCCCUUGCAGGAUAUAAAUAACUCCCAUUGAUUUCAUAGGAGAGUUUUAUGUGUAUCUUGAGGAGCAGAACAGGGCCGUGAAAAGGUGAAUCCUUUGCUUUAGCCACAGCUACUCAUUUUUAUUCAGCAUUAUCUAUAUUUCUGCCCAAUGAGUCAUAAUGUUUUCCCUCGCCCAUAUUCUUCUUCCUUCACAGAUUCUAUUGUAAAACGUUGAAUCUUAAAACAUUCAAGAACAGGGGCAAAGAGGGCUGUGCAUAGAUUUGAGGUGCACAACUAUCAUGGCAAAUCAGCAUCUUUGUCUGUUCUUGCUUGAUUUAUUUCUCCCUGUGCAUUAUAUCUAAUAUGCUACACAUUGGUACAGCAAUGAUGGCCACAUAAUGAUUUCAAAAAACUGUUUGGAUCCUCUGAUCAGAGGAGACAGGAAGACAGGCAAAGCUAUUUUAACUGUACUUCUGAAAAACAACAAUGGUGAUUCUGAUAUUUUAUUCUAGUUCUUGGCUGCAACAAGCUUAGAAAUAUAAUUCUCAUGACACUUAAGAUUUUCAGAUUUCCUCCUACAUAACUCUCAUUGCUCAGUGGCAGACAGUCAUUGCCUAAUAUACUUAUUUUAUUUAAUAAAAGCCUUCAAAUCUGGCUUUUGAUAUUAAUUGUUGCCUUUUUGUAUCUUCCUUA
Molecule: messenger RNA, 2093 nt
Organism: Trachemys scripta elegans
Lineage: Eukaryota; Metazoa; Chordata; Testudines; Emydidae
Gene: PLSCR5
Product: phospholipid scramblase family member 5
Exons: 6
Coding region: 157-954 (265 amino acids)
Biological process (GO): plasma membrane phospholipid scrambling
Cellular component (GO): plasma membrane
Molecular function (GO): phospholipid scramblase activity
Source: RefSeq, a predicted model, not a curated record